Molecule: messenger RNA, 1346 nt
Organism: Sorex araneus (European shrew)
Lineage: Eukaryota; Metazoa; Chordata; Mammalia; Eulipotyphla; Soricidae
Gene: TECTB
Product: tectorin beta
Exons: 11
Coding region: 308-1297 (329 amino acids)
Cellular component (GO): cell surface
Source: RefSeq, a predicted model, not a curated record
GGAUAAGGUGUGCUCAUUGUCACUUAUCUGGAGCAGGUUUCUUUUACAGUCUCCGUCUAUAUAAAGUCAAGCGAGGGCUGGACUGGAGGUGCAGGGAGCCCCGGAGAGGCAGUGGACACAGCCAGAGAGAAUGCAGCAGUCGGGAACAUGAGCAAACCGCUGUGUCCUUGAUGUUGCAGGGGUAGGAGCCCAGCGCUGCCUCUCAGCAGAUAGGAAACCAGGGUGACCAGAGCUCAGACCCUGGCAGACCGUGAAAAUUUGGCCAGCUUGGUUUGGCCACCUGGCAAGGACCAGAUUCUGGGAAGCAAUGGUGAUGAGGGCCUUCGUGCUCUUGGCCGUCUUUGCGGAAGCGUCUGCGAGAUCCUGUACCCCAAAUAAAGCAGAUGUCAUUCUUGUGUUCUGCUAUCCCAAAACCAUCAUCACCAAGAUUCCCGAGUGUCCCUAUGGAUGGGAAGUCCACCAGCUCGCACUCGGGGGGCUGUGCUACAAUGGGGUCCAUGAAGGAGGCUACUACCAGUUUGUCAUCCCCGAUUUGUCGCCUAAGAACAAGUCCUAUUGUGGAACCCAAUCUGAGUACAAGCCUCCCAUCUACCACUUCUACAGCCACAUUGUUUCCAAUGACAGCACAGUGGUCGUGAAGAACCAGCCAGUGAACUACUCCUUCUCCUGCACCUACCACUCCACCUACCUGGUGAACCAAGCUGCCUUUGACCAGAGAGUGGCCACUGUUCACGUGAAGAACGGGAGCAUGGGCACAUUUGAAAGCCAAUUGUCUCUCAACUUCUACACUAACGCCAAGUUCUCCACCAAGAAAGAAGCUCCUUUUGUCCUGGAGACUUCCGAAAUUGGGUCAGAUCUGUUUGCAGGAGUAGAAGCCAAAGGGUUAAGUGUUAGGUUUAAAGUGGUUUUGAACAGCUGUUGGGCCACUCCCUCGGCAGAUUUCAUGUACCCCUUGCAGUGGCAACUGAUCAACAAGGGCUGCCCCACGGAUGAAACUGUGCUGGUGCAUGAGAAUGGGAAAGAUCAUAGGGCAACCUUCCAGUUCAACGCCUUCCGCUUCCAGAACAUCCCCAAGCUCUCCAAGGUCUGGCUACACUGUGAGACGUUCAUCUGUGACAGCGAGAAGCUCUCCUGCCCAGUGACUUGUGAAAAACGAAAGCGGCUCCUCCGAGACCACACCGGGGGCGUGCUGGUGGUGGAGCUCUCCCUCCGAAGCAGGGGACUCUCCAGUUUCUAUCACUUCUCAGGUGUUAUCUACCACCUAGUCCUGAUGCUGGGAAUCUGUGGAGUCUUGUAGGGAAGAGACAGGAGGGCAUCAGCCACUCCCCUCCCAGGAUCGCCUCCUC